Colletotrichum destructivum is the source of this 3346-nucleotide messenger RNA. RefSeq lists its product as uncharacterized. NCBI's taxonomy places the organism in Eukaryota, Fungi, Ascomycota, Sordariomycetes, Glomerellales, Glomerellaceae. The transcript is spliced from 3 exons. The coding region runs from base 287 to 2947 and encodes 886 amino acids. The record is from RefSeq and is a predicted model, not a curated record.
CUGGUCCAUCGACGAAACACACUCCAAAGCGCUCGCGCGUGUCGCAUUGCCUACAUUCAAUUGACAACGCGAAUCUUCUUUCUUUCUUUGUCUUUUUAAUCGCGACUUCCUCGAGCCGGCGCAGAUACCCCUCAGCUCUUGUGACCAAGAAAGCCAAGCGCGACAUCGUCAAGUUCACGUUCACUCAACCCCUUGUCGCGUGGCUCGUGACAACCUCGACUUGCUUGGGCUUUUGGCUACUGUUGGAUACCAUUGGUGAUUAUAUACAGCUCUUUUAGUGUUAAAAAUGGCGCCGGGUACUCGACGCGCGAACCGCAGCGGGUACACCGAACACGAUGACUUUGAGGGCCUUCCCGUGCGCCAAUGGCGUCACGAGUGGGUGAAUAUCGAGCCGCCCGCGCCCGCCGAGACGACGCAAAAGAACGACAUCUGGGACGUCGAGCUCCCAUGGGGCAUGCCCAAAGACGCAGGCCUUCUGCCCCAACACAGCCAGGACUUGCUGCGUGCGGCGAGAUCUGGGGUUCUUUAUAAGAGACCCGCGCCCACGGAGGAUGAAGAGGCCGACGCCGACGCCGUGGCAGAGAAGCCGGACAAGAAGGAGGACGAUGCCGACCCCAAGGGUUUCCAGGUCAAGCUGUGGAAGCAGAUCAACCGUAACUCGGAGGGCUCCCCCGUCUCGCACCUCGCAAAGCGCCGGAAGGGUACGGUCACGAUAUCAUCCAAGACGGUCAGUAGCUUUACGCCCGGCGCGACGGUGACCAAGGCAACCGUGCGGAGGGUUGACGCCGCUGGCAACCCGUACACGCAAGAGAUCACGCUGCAGGAGGGUCAGGCGGUUGAGGGCGAAAUCAUCUCGACGACCAUCGUGCCCGCCGCGGCUGUCGACCCCGCGCAAGCACCGCCCCAGCGCGUGCGACGGCCGCCGCCCCCCAAGAAGAAGAAUAAGCCCGGUCCGGGCCGCGGGCGCAAGAAGAAGGUCCUUCCUUUGCCUGCGCCGGCACCGGGCGCACCGGGCGCACCGGGCGCGGUGCCCCCAGCAGAAGGCGUUCCCGUGGUACCCAAGGUUGAAGGGGCCGAAGGAACAGAGACAGCUGUCAAGCAAGAGCGUGAGGACUCCAACAAUCCCGACAGCGAGAUGGCCGACAACGACGACGACGACGGCGAUGACGACGGCGACGAGGGCGACGACGAUGGAGACGAGGAACAACGUGACGGCGAGAACACUGACAGCCAAGACCAGGAGAUGGCCGACGCAUCUCCUUCCGUGCCCACGCCGGCACUCGACGCUUCGACCGAACUGACCGACCCCGAAUCCCCCGUGCCGAAGCGGGCCGCACCACCUGUAAACCCUGUUAAUCUCGUUCCUCCUCCGGCCAUGCAUUUGGCAAACUCGUCGCCCAAAGGCAGCCCUCUCAAAAACGUCGUUCUGCCGUCCCCGACAGAGCCAUCGUCGCAAUUCUCCCUUGUUGCAGAAGCCUUGGCUCCCAAGCUUGAGUCGAAGGAUGAGUCGAAGGAUGAGUCGAAGGCUGAGCCGCGGAGUGGGCCGCAGGGCGAGGCUCAGGGCGAGGCUCAAGGCGGGUCUCAGGGUGAGCCUCAGGGUGAGCCUCAGUCGAUAGAUGUGCCCAUGACCGAUGGACCAGAAUCUCCUUCGCAAGCACCCACCGAACCGUUCAACGCGAACGUUGACCAGCUCUCCACUAUCGACACCACGACGGAAGCUGCCCAAGAUGCGUCGGCGUCUCUCCCUCCCGCUGAAAAGGUCGGGGACAUCGUUUCACCUAUGGCAGAGACCAGGUCCACCUUCUCGCUGGCAACAACGGCCGAGACGGAGGCUUCGGGUACCAGACUAGAAAGUGGGGACCAGACGAUGGCUUCGAAUGAGGCGCCACCGGAUGCUAUGGUGCUGGAUAUCCCCGAUGAGCCUGAAGCAUCUCAGGUCCCUGACGUUCCUGAGGUUCCGGAAGUCCUUUCGACCUCAGAAGCAGCGCCUGCCGAGGAAACGUUGGCUCCUCCCGUUGAAGAUGUCACGGAAAAGAAGGAAACGAGCCCUCCGCUCCCGACAACGAGCAUUGAAGAGCCUCCAGCGCCCGAGGCGGAAUCCGGCGCUCCGGUAGUUGAGGAGAUGCCGCUCGCGCCACCCGUGAUGGAGCAGCCUGCAGAGGUAGUCCAGUCGCCUGCGAAGUCUCCGGCCAAGUCGCCUGCAGCCAUCUUGGAACCGCCGGCUCCUGUUGAGCCCCCUGUGGUGGAACCUGCCGAUUUUGCGCCCGAGAUUCCAGUGGAUGUGCCUGUCGAGGUACAAGUUGAUGUGCCCAUGGAGGCGCCAGCAGCACCCAUCGAGGCACCUGUCGAGGCAUCUGUCGAGGCACCCGUUGAAGCACCCAUCGAGGCACCCAUUGAAGCACCCAUCGAAGCACCUGUCGAGGCGCCGAUUGACGUUACUGUCGAAACUCCAGCCGAACCCAUCGUUGCCGAGUCCGAAGCAAACCGGCCGCCGCCUGUCGAAGUCCCCGUGGUGCCUGAGGACGACGGCCCGGACCUGCUCGCCGGCUUGGAGACGGAGCUGGAUCGCCAAGCCGAGAUAAGCAAGUCCCCGCUUCCCGAGCCUCCUGCCGCACCCCAUCCGGAACCAGCAGAACUGCCUGAGAUCGCGAAUCCUGUGCCGUUGCCGGAUGUCCCGCCGAUCGAGCCGGAGGAGCCGAAGCAGGAGAAAGUUGAGGAGCAGAAUGGGGAGCAGAACGGGGAUCAGAAGGCGACACCUGAACCCGCUACGGCUGCUGAGCACCCCGAACCAGUUCCUGCCUCCGCGGCUCCCGAGGCAGUAGACCCGACGCCGCCGCCGGCUACCGAGGCUUCCCCCCCGAACACGGAAACGGCGCCCAAGGACGAGGCCGAGGAAAAGAGCGCGGGAACAGCAACCGAUGCACCCGCGCCCGCGGCUGACGCCUAGUUGACGGGCUUUCGUGGCGCGUCUUACCGAGGAGCCUACUCGUUUGAUGGUGUUGGGUUUUGUUUGGGUGUUUGAAAGCGCAUGGUGACAGGGGAGGUGGGUUCCUUGAAGGAAAAAGUAUGUUUACGUGUAUGGAGUACUGUUAAGAGUAUGCGAUACUGCGCAAGAGGGGUGUCCGUCGGUGAAGGUGGUCGGCUGUAUUCCAUUCAAAUAUCGAUGUCAUGAUUGAGAGAUUCGACCUUCUACCUCGCCCCUCCGUGUUCACUUGCUCCACAAUGCAGGACUCAGUUGUCCAUGGCAUGGCACUCGUUUAUUAUUAUGCUAUUUUCUUUUACAUGGCUGAUGUACGGGUAUGCACACGUUUCUAUGGACAGGUUUCUAUGUACUAUGGACACACAC